GACUUCAGUUGAAAUUGGACAAAAUUGGGGAGAACAUAACACUGAGAGAGAAGACCGACCCUUACUGUUGUAAUCCGACAAACUGAACCCUUCCAGUCUUAGUAAUUCUAAUCGAGUAAUCUGAUCGUCCCAGUUUUAAUCUUAAAACUCAUAAACCACUGAAAAACCUCAAAUCAAGCGAGCGAAAAUGGAUGCGGCUCUUCUAAUUAUACUACUUUCUGUGAUUAUCGGAGCUUUGAUCGCAUUUAUAGUAUUCGGAAGCUAUUUCCGGAAGCGUAAAUCCGAAAUCGAAUCAAUUGCCCGACCCGAGUCGCUUAAUCCCAACCCGAAACCUUCUUCAAAGCCUUCAACCACCAAAAAAUCGCAGCCCAAAUCUCACUCUCACUCGCACACUGCCGAUAAAGAUGUGGCCAAGAAGCAUCACCCGUUGGAUUUGAAUACGUUGAAAGGGCACAGCGAUGCUGUUACGGGCCUAUGUUUUUCUCCAGAUGGGCAUAGUUUGGCAACUGCUUGUGGAGAUGGUGUUGUCAGGAUUUUCAGGUUGGAUGACAUCUCAAGUAAAAGUUUCAAGUACGGAUCUCUACUUAAUUUAUCUCAACAUAAUUAUUAUAGAUGUAUCUUUAUGAUCGCCAUUGAUUGUAUCUUUCCCAAUUUACCUAGGUUUCUGAGAAUUAACAUGCCUGCUGGUGGUCAUCCUAAAGCAGUGGUAUUUGCCGAUAACGCAUCCUCUGUUGUAGUGGCUUCCCAGACACUUACUGGUGCAUCUUUAUAUUUGUAUGGGGAGGAAAAACCCAAGACAACUGAAGAACAGAAGCAGCAGGCCAAGCUUCCACUCCCUGAAAUUAAAUGGCAACACCAUAAAGUUCACGAUAAGAGGGCCAUCCUCACUUUGGUAGGAACUAAGGCAACUUAUGGCACUGCUGAUGGAAGCACAAUUAUUGCUUCAUGUUCUGAAGGUACUGACAUUAUACUUUGGCAUGGAAAAACUGGAAAGAUAUUGGGCAAUGUAGAUACAAAUCAGCUCAAAAACACAAUGGCCACCAUAUCUCCAAAUGGGCGUUUUAUCGCAGCCGCUGCUUUUACUGCUGAUGUGAAGGUUUGGGAAAUUGUCUAUUCAAAAGAUGGCUCAGUGAAGGAGAUUCUCAGAGUCAUGCAGCUCAAAGGACACAAGAGUGCGGUGACUUGGCUGUGCUUUUCUCCAAAUUCGGAACAAAUCAUCACUGCAUCCAAGGAUGGUUCGAUAAGAAUAUGGAAUAUUAAUGUUCGAUAUCAUCUAGAUGAGGACCCAAAGACUUUGAAGGUGUUGCCCAUUCCACUCUCUGAUUCAAAUGGCACGACUUUACACUAUGAUCGUCUCUGUCUUUCCCCCGAUGGAACGAUAUUGGCAGCAACUCAUGGUUCAACACUGCAGUGGUUAUGCGCCGAGACGGGGCAGGUUUUGGACAUGGCUGACAGGGCCCACGAUAGUGAGAUUACAGACUUGGCAUGGGCACCUACAACCAUUCCAAUAGGUAAAUUUUUCUGAAUUUCAGGAGUACCAUUUCCUGACUUCUGCUUCUUUAUUUCAGCAACACUGUUGUUUCCUGAUUUACUUACUC
Messenger RNA from Olea europaea var. sylvestris, 1598 nucleotides. Its product is annotated as transducin beta-like protein 2. Lineage: Eukaryota; Viridiplantae; Streptophyta; Magnoliopsida; Lamiales; Oleaceae. The transcript has 8 exons. The record is from RefSeq and is a predicted model, not a curated record. Gene Ontology annotation, molecular function: protein binding. The coding region runs from base 188 to 1525 and encodes 445 amino acids.